Molecule: messenger RNA, 685 nt
Organism: Neocloeon triangulifer
Lineage: Eukaryota; Metazoa; Arthropoda; Insecta; Ephemeroptera; Baetidae
Product: larval cuticle protein A2B-like
Exons: 2
Coding region: 132-563 (143 amino acids)
Cellular component (GO): extracellular matrix
Source: RefSeq, a predicted model, not a curated record
CAGAGACUGCGAGGAUUGCGUGCCACGCCCGGCGGUGCCCUCUCUGCCGAUGCCCUGCAGAUUUCAGACAGUAUAAAAGCACCUCAAUGGACACUUUCUAAUCACUCAACUCAAACACCUCAACGAAAAACAUGGCCUUCAAGCUCCUUGCUUUCGCCGCCCUCAUCGCCGUCGCCCGCGCUGGCGUGAUCGGUGCCCCCCUGGCCUACGCUGCCGCCCCCGCUGUGGCCAAGGUCGCCGUCGACACCGACUUUGACCCCAACCCCCAGUACAGCUACAGCUACGACAUCCAGGAUGCCCUGACCGGUGACAGCAAGGGCCAGUCCGAGACCCGCAACGGUGACGUCGUCCAGGGCUCCUACUCCCUGGUCGAGCCCGACGGCACCCGCCGCACUGUCGAGUACACCGCUGACCCUGUCAACGGAUUCAACGCCGUCGUCCACCGUGAGCCCGCUGUCGCCAAGGCCGUCGUCGCUGCCCCCGCCAUCGCCAAGGUCGCUGCCCCCGUCGCCUAUGCCGCCCCCGUCCGCGCUUAUGCUGCUGCCCCUGCCUACCUCGGCUAAGAAGUCAAUCGCCUAUUUUGUACAUAAUGUCUCAAACUGAACACUUAUUUAUUGAAAACACUUUCUUUCAAAACCUCUUCCAAUUUUCAAACACUCAAAAUAAAAAGUGAAAAAAAUCCUAA